Messenger RNA from Pocillopora meandrina, 1321 nucleotides. The record is from the annotation of a GenBank genome assembly. Lineage: Eukaryota; Metazoa; Cnidaria; Anthozoa; Scleractinia; Pocilloporidae.
AAUGUAAAGAUUAAAUCAUUUGAUGCGUCCGUUGUUAAUGUCAAUAGGUCUAAUGUCAGUCAGCUUGUCACCCUCCGUUUGGACUCCCAACUAGUCCCCGUUCUCUGUCACAUGGGAGAUUUUGGAUGUGGAGAUGGAGGAUGGACGCCAGUUAUGAAGAUUGACGGCACAAAGGUGCAACUUCGUCACGUUUCAGUUUCUUUUGUGUAUAUAAUAAUUAGAGCCGAUUUAUAGAGCUGCCAUAAAUCUUAGAGCGUUAUAAAAGUGUUGAGCUUGAUGGCGAGAAUAUUACCUUCUAACUAAACGAGCGCAAGGGCCCUACGAAGGAAUAUUGGCGAGUAGUUUGUUACAUGGCUCUCGGACAAACUUUUUUAUUUUGAAUCUUCCGUCUUUUGCGAACAAUCAUAUGGGGAACAUUAUAUGGCAAGACUACCUUGCCAUAAAAUGAUAAUCAAUAAAGACUACAAAAAACCAACAUAUCUAUCAAAGACAAAAAAAAAAGACCAACAGCUUUCAUUUUUCCUAUAUUAUGAUAAGUUUAAAAAAAUUACCGCAGACUUGAAGAUUAAGACAGGCUGGCUUUAAAUGGUUUUAUUUGCCUGACCAUAAAUCUAACAAUACCAGCAUGAUGAUGGCUAUGAAGAUCAUACGUAUAACAAUCCAUAGGAUUAUUAGAGUAAUCAUUAGGAUACAUCAGAUCUACAAGCUAUAACUUUUCUUUGAGCGAAAAAUUACGUUAAUUGAGUAUUUUUGAUCGAACGAUUCUUAGGAGAGAAAUGAAGGAAUGAUUAAUUCUUUUUAGACAACCUUUCACUAUAAUGCGGGUUACUGGAGUAAUUAUGAAGAAUAUAACCUUCCCGGGGGAAAGACUGGAUUUGAUAAACAGGAAACAAAGCUGCCCACCUACUGGAACACGUCCUUCUCCAAGCUCUGUCUCGGUAUGAAAAUCGAACAAAAGCUUCAGUUCAUUGUCAUCAACAAGCAGGCUCACUCUCUGUACUCACUCAUCGCUGAUGAGCAUUAUCAUUCCACCUCACUAGGUCGUGGCACGUGGAAGAAGCUGAUUGGUUCGCAAGCCUCUUUACAGCGCAACUGCAACAGGGAAGGGUUCAAUGUCAUUUGUAAACAGAAGGAACAUUCUAAAGCAAGAAUUGGUAUCGUUACCAACAACGAGAACGAUUGUUACUCGUGUGACUCAAGGAUUGGAUUUGGCACAGGAGGGAUGCACGACUACUCUAACACAUGUGGUAACGAAGCCAUGCACUACACAGAUAAUGGUCAUAAACAUAUUAAAGCCAUGGGAUACAUCUUGGUACAAUGA